AUGGAGGCCGAUAAAAAUGCUAAAAGCUAUGAUGAAGUCAGUAGCCCACAAAUCGAAGCAGGUAGUCAAUUUAUCCGUGAGUUAAACCUCUCCUUGGGAGACAAAGUGCUUGACAUGGGUUGCGGUACAGGCCAUCUCACUAAAUAUAUCGCUGAUAUUGUUGGCCCUGAUGGUCAGGCGGUCGGAAUCGAUCCCGAUGCUGAGCGAAUCAAAAUUGCUGAAGGGAAAUCCAAAGAAGUCAGCAAUCUUCAGUUCUGUGUUGGUAGCAGUGCUAUUGGAUUUCCACACGAUAAUGAGCCAUAUUACGAUGUUCAUAUCAGCACGCAUGCUUUCCACUGGGUUCCUGAUGACGAGAAAAGAGUUUACAUACAGAAAGCACAUCGAUGUUUGAAAGCUGGGGGGAAAUUGGCCAUCUGA
Messenger RNA from Paramuricea clavata, 417 nucleotides. The record is from the annotation of a GenBank genome assembly. Lineage: Eukaryota; Metazoa; Cnidaria; Anthozoa; Malacalcyonacea; Plexauridae.